UCUUUAAUUUCAGGAGUACCUGAAAUAUGUUUUGUUUACACACUGAAAGAACUCUUCACAUGAACGCAGCGCCAUUAAAGCGGUGUAGAGACUAGCGGAUUUACAAAUUUUACCCACAACUGUAUAGAACCCAACCAUGUACAAUGAGGUACAUUUGUAUAGAACCCACUGCAGUGUCGCAAAAAUCUCAUCGAAUCGCGAAGACAAAAAUUUGAACUAGUGCGCGUAAAGUCAGGAUGUCAACAAACGAAUCGAAUCCUGAUUUUAGCAAUAUCACUGGAAAUGGGUCCACAUCGAAACUUUCAACUUCGGGCAAGUUACUGAUCGGAUUAACGGGUGGCGUGGCUGUUGGUCUUUCGAUCGUGUGCUACCCAUUCGUUGCUCCAGCGUUGCGAAAGCACUGCCUGCCUUACGUUCCGGCCACCACCAAACAGAUUGCGAACGUGCUAGCUUCGAUCGAAAAAUCGCGUGCUGGUGGCGCGCAUCGAUUGCUGGAUAUCGGUUCCGGCGAUGGUCGAAUCGUUAUCGCUGCUGCCCGAGAGGUGUCCGGGCUGGAGGCUCACGGUGUUGAGCUCAAUCCCUGGCUGGUUUACUAUUCCCGGCUGGCAGCCCUACGUGAGGGCGUUUUGAGGAAAACCAAAUUCUAUCGGAAGGAUCUGUGGCAGUUCGACAUAUCUGGCUAUGACAACGUAGUUAUCUUCGGGGUUGAGCAAAUGAUGGCCGAUUUGGAGCAAAAAGUAAGGAAAGAAGUAAAACCGGGAUCGACGAUAGUGGCUUGUCGAUUUCCUUUUCCUACAUUGAUUCCUAAUAAAACCAUUGAUGACGGAAUAGAUUCUGUAUGGGUCUAUAAGAACGUGAAAUGAACCUCGAAUGUUUCAUCCAAAUUUGUUGUAGAUAGUUAAUAUUAGUAAUACAAUACAAAUUUCGUUACUGAAAAAUCUUUAUUUUUUUCAAACAAUCCUAACGAAGUAC
This is a messenger RNA of Uranotaenia lowii, 972 nucleotides long. Its product is annotated as ATP synthase subunit C lysine N-methyltransferase. The record is from RefSeq and is a predicted model, not a curated record. Gene Ontology annotation, molecular function: protein-lysine N-methyltransferase activity. Lineage: Eukaryota; Metazoa; Arthropoda; Insecta; Diptera; Culicidae. Bases 237 to 863 code for a protein of 208 amino acids. Gene Ontology annotation, biological process: peptidyl-lysine trimethylation; positive regulation of proton-transporting ATP synthase activity, rotational mechanism; regulation of mitochondrial ATP synthesis coupled proton transport. Gene Ontology annotation, cellular component: mitochondrion. The transcript is spliced from 3 exons.